Molecule: messenger RNA, 776 nt
Organism: Hylaeus volcanicus
Lineage: Eukaryota; Metazoa; Arthropoda; Insecta; Hymenoptera; Colletidae
Exons: 5
Coding region: 133-639 (168 amino acids)
Biological process (GO): endoplasmic reticulum unfolded protein response; retrograde protein transport, ER to cytosol
Cellular component (GO): endoplasmic reticulum membrane; Derlin-1-VIMP complex; Derlin-1 retrotranslocation complex
Source: RefSeq, a predicted model, not a curated record
GCUUUAGUUGACAAGAGAAAGGUAAGAAGCGUCGUAAAAUUAACCAUCAACUUGGUUCGUGGUACGCGAGCUUUUGGAAAUUAAUUUUUUGGAUUUCUAUAAUCAUCCUAUAUUUGGAAAUAAAACCAAAACAUGGAUUAUACCGAUAAUGGACAGUUUGGAAUGUCUUACACGGAGUGGCUAUGGAGCUAUGUCGCAUCUGUCGGAUGGUACUUGAUCGGAAUUGCAAUUGUCAUUUGGUACGCUUCUCCAAAUAUUUGGGAAAAGUAUUCAAAUUGGAAGUUACGAAAAGAUGAACAAGAGUAUGCUGCCAAAUACCAUAAAAAUCCGGAUCUUCUGCAAGAAAGAUUAUCAGCUUUGGAAGCUUCGAGGCAAAAAAUGCAACAAGAAUAUUACCAGAAAUGUAUGCUCGUGCAUCCACAAGGUGGAGAGCACGAAGGAAAACAGAAAAAACAAUCGAUAUUAAUGGAUGCCAAUCUCGCGGGCCAUAAAUUAGGGAACAAUGAAAACACGCGGCUCCCUUCUGACAAGAAAAGUCAUAAAUCCCUAAGAGGAGAAUACAAUCCAUUAAUGGGUGAUAGUUCCAAAGGCUAUCGACCGCCAAAACGUAGCUGCUGUAGCAAGGGUAGUUGCGGCUAAUUACAAAUACCAAGAUGUAAACUAUUUUCUUUUCUAUUCGACGUUCUAUAUCGUAAAUAUUAAAUGAAAUAGUACAUUACCAAAUGAAACUGUAAAUAAUUGUCAACCGUUAUAAUAAAGUUACGUAUUUAUAAAAA